Botrytis porri is the source of this 1044-nucleotide messenger RNA. RefSeq lists its product as uncharacterized. Gene Ontology annotation, molecular function: DNA-binding transcription factor activity, RNA polymerase II-specific; RNA polymerase II cis-regulatory region sequence-specific DNA binding. The transcript has a single exon. Gene Ontology annotation, cellular component: CCAAT-binding factor complex. Lineage: Eukaryota; Fungi; Ascomycota; Leotiomycetes; Helotiales; Sclerotiniaceae. Gene Ontology annotation, biological process: regulation of transcription by RNA polymerase II. The coding region runs from base 1 to 1044 and encodes 347 amino acids. The record is from RefSeq and is a predicted model, not a curated record.
AUGAUGGAGUACGCGCAUUAUUCGCAACCGCCGCAAGGCCAGCAUAAUCAUACGCAGGCGCAUAUUCAAGGUGGAUAUCCAAAUUCUGGACAGCAUCCAAACUCCGGAGCUCCAAUUACUUCACCAUCUCAACAACAACCAGUCCAUUCGCAACAUGCCGUUCAACAAUCUCCAAUUCUUUCUUCGCAAUCGCAGCAAGGAGGUCCCAAUGCGGGACACAUGCAGCAGCACACGCUGGGAUAUCAACCAGCAUACGUACCGCAGAUGAACUUGCAAUAUGGAAACAAUCCGAUGAAUACCCAGGCAGCAGCGAUGGCAGCUACCAAUGCCGCAGUUGGUGGUAACUACCCUUAUAGUAUGCCGGACUCAAGCUUGCCGCAAACAUCGCCAAGAAUUGGUGCCGGUAUAAAUGUGAAGAAGGAAAGAGUACCGCGGUCACCAACACAGGCUGCCAUUAACAACCAAGUUGCUCAAAACCGACGUAUGAGUGUACAACAAGUUGGCAGUCCUGCUGUACCUAAUGCGCAACCUCUCAUGAAUCAUGGGCCUCGGUCAUCAAUUUCAGGACCUCCUAUGCCGGCACCUCCACCACACCCUCAAUCUCCCGAACUCGUUUCAGGAGCAGUUGAAGAGUCGCCUUUAUAUGUCAAUGCAAAACAAUUUCAUCGUAUUUUGAAGAGACGUGUUGCGAGACAAAGAUUAGAGGAGGCACUUCGACUGACUUCAAAGGGUAGAAAGCCAUAUUUACACGAGAGCAGACAUAAUCAUGCAAUGCGAAGACCCAGAGGUCCUGGUGGUCGAUUCUUGACUGCAGAUGAAGUUGCAGAAAUUGAGAGAACAAAGGGUGAUGGUGGAGAUGAAAAUGACAAACCAUUAGAAACCCCGGCUAAGAGUGUCUCUAGUGUGAGUGCCAGUUCGGGAACUAAGCGAAAGGCCGACUCUGACAAUCACACUCCUACUAAGAAACCUAAAUUAGUCGCUGCAGCUAGAAGCAGUGCUGAGGAAGAUGAUGAAGAUGAAGAUGAUGCAGAAGAUGAUGGAUGA